UCCCUCUGUCUCAACGCUUCCCAGAUUUGCCUCUCAAGUCCAGUUGAGCAGUCUGCAACUCCAAGUGCGCACGUUAAGCCCCUUCUCCAGCUUAUCCUUCGCACCCCUCCCCCAUCUCAAACAUCUCAAAUCCAUCUCCUUCUACAUUGAUGCCCAGAUACUCUCUGUCAAUUCAAGCAUCAAUAAUGGCAAAUCGGCAGCUGAUUUGCAGUUUUCUUGGCAUCAGUCGUUAGUUUCUCGCAAUUCUACGGUUUGAUCUCUCUUUUCUACUGUUUUGAGAUGGAAAGAUUGAAUAAAUUUCUGACUUUUUGUCAGUGCAGUUCCCCUUUUUAAUCAACCAGAAGCUGCAAAUUGUGGUUUUCUGGAUUGAAUCUAGGGCUUGAUCAUUGGUUUCUACUGUCUCUGUAGUCGAGGAAAUGAAGGAAUUAGUGAUUUCUUGGUUUAUGUAGUUUUACAAAAGCAAGCUCUAAACGGAUUCUUUUUGUGAGAUUUCAUACCAUUGGAUUUGGGUUUCUUUGUUGUUUGAUCUUUGUACGUGUUUUUUUCAAGGAUUUAUGUUGAUUCGGAAUGUGAUUUUGGUGAAAUUUUGGCAUAAAAGAUUCAAAUUUUGUUGGUUGGGAUUUUGAGAUAUUAGAGUGGAAGGGGUUAUGGAAGAAAACAUUAAUAGAAAAGAUAUUCAAGUAAAUGCAGUGAGACAGUCAUCUUUACGUCCAAGCGGCAGCUUGAAGUCAACUUUGUCGGGGCGAUCAACUCCAAGGAGCUCACCCUCGUUCCGGAGGCUGAACUCCAGUCGAACUCCUCGGAGAGAAGGUAGAACCAAUGCUGGCAGUUUCCAGUGGAUCCGUGGGAAUCGCUUGGUGUAUUGGUUGCUUCUGAUUACCCUCUGGACUUAUCUUGGAUUCUAUGUUCAGUCCAAAUGGGCACACAGUGAUAAAGAAGAGUUCAUUGGUUAUGAAAGUAAAAGGGGUAUCAGUAUUUCUGGGGUUCACCAAAAUCGGUCACCGGAUGUAGUUACUGGUGCAGAUCUUUUGUCGGCCAAAAAUGCUUCUAGUGAAGAUCCAGCACAAGAAAGAAAAAAAGCUUCAAGUUUGAAGAAUGUAACUGUCAGUUUGGUAAGAAAACGGAAACAGGUGUCAGUUCGCAGGAAUGUAGCUGUUAGAAAGAGUAGAAGAUCGACAUCAGAGCGUAGUGUGCGUAGUAACAAAGGUGUGAAACAAAAGGACGUAGUGGAUGGUCAAACCCCUGACUUGGAGGAGGAUAUUCCUAGAAAAAAUACUUCCUUUGGUUUGAUCGUUGGUCCAUUUGGUAAGACAGAGGAUAGCAUUUUGGGAUGGAGUGCUGAGAAGCGAUCGGGUACCUGCGACAGGAAGGGGGAAUUUGCCCGCAUAGUUUGGUCUAGAAAAUUUGUGCUGAUACUUCAUGAGCUGUCAAUGACAGGAGCACCACUUUCAAUGAUGGAAUUAGCGACAGAGCUUCUGAGCUGUGGGGGCACAGUGUCUGCGGUGGUUCUUAGCAAGAAGGGUGGGUUGAUGGGAGAGCUUACUCGGCGAGGGAUCAGAGUGCUGAAGGACAAGGCAGAACUCAGCUACAAGACAGCCAUGAAAGCGGAUCUUGUAAUUGCAGGAUCUGCUGUCUGCUCAUCAUGGAUUGAACAAUAUCUUGCACAUUUCACAGCCGGAUCGAAUCAGAUUGUUUGGUGGAUCAUGGAGAACCGAAGGGAAUACUUUGAUCGAUCAAAGCAGAUGCUUAACCGAGUGAAGAUGUUGGUAUUCCUUUCUGACUCACAGUCAAAGCAGUGGCUGACCUGGUGUCAGGAAGAACACAUUCAGUUGAAUUUCCAACCUAUGCUGGUUCCUCUCUCUGUCAAUGAUGAACUUGCCUUUGUAGCAGGCAUUCCUUGUUCCCUAAAUACUCCAUCAUUCACUGUUGAGAAGAUGCAGGAGAAGAGAAGUUUCUUGCGAGAUGCAGUUCGAAAUGAGAUGGGACUUACAGAUAGAGAUAUGCUUGUGAUGUCUCUCAGUAGCAUCAACCCCGGGAAGGGCCAGAGGUUGCUUCUUGAAUCAGCUCUCUUGGCGAUCGAUCAAAACUCUCUGGAGAAUUCGACAAACAAAGUUUUGAGGGGAGAGGGAAAUAUUUCAGGUACCACGGAUGGCAGGCAGCAUUCAAGGGCUUUGUUUCAAAAUGUUAAACAAUAUGGUGAUCUGGGAAAUGAGUUGGACCAAAUUAAUGGGUCUGGUGUUACUUCAAAAAAAUCUAAAAGAAAAUUUCCAAGGUUAGGUGAUCUCCUUUCAGCAACUAGUUACCCAAACAUUGUCAACCGCACAAGUGAUAGUACAAUAAGGAAAAUGUUAUCCAACAGUGAGGAAAGACAGGGUCAGAAUCUUAAAGUUUUAAUUGGUUCGAUUGGUUCAAAGAGUAAUAAAGUGCUCUAUGUCAAAGGACUUCUGAGGUUUUUAUCUCAACAUUCAGAACUGUCAAAGCUAGUAUUGUGGACCCCAGCUACUACACGUGUUGCUUCACUCUAUGCUGCAGCAGAUGUUUAUGUAAUAAAUGCUCAGGGACUUGGGGAAACAUUUGGGAGGGUCACCAUUGAAGCAAUGGCAUUUGGCCUACCGGUUCUGGGAACAGAUGCAGGAGGCACGCAGGAGAUUGUUGAGCACAAUGUAACAGGUCUUCUUCAUCCUCUCGGGCAUGAAGGAACUCAAAUCCUCUCCCAGAACCUCCGCUUUUUGCUAAGCAACCCAUUGGCAAGGGAGAAGAUGGGAUCAAAAGGAAGGAGUAAAGUAGAGAAGAUGUAUUUGAAGCAUCACAUGUACAAGAGAUUUGCAAGAGUACUCUACAAGUGCAUGAGAAUCAAAUAGAGCUGUGUUAGUUGUGUGGAGCUGUUUGCACUCCCUUUUUCCGUGACGUGAACAUACUGAGUUCUCCAUACAGAACUGCUUCCGUGGCUAUGGUUAUUGAUGGAUGAUAUCCAAGUGGUUCUGUUAUCAGAAAAUGAAGCUUUUCCGAUCGAUUGAGAUGCUCUCUUUCAAUCCAGGUUUGGAUUCCGGUUCAUAUAUUUGAAUUUCUUAGGAAGCAAAAGAAGCCGUCCAACACUUAUAGAUUGCUGCCAUUGCGGCCUCUUGGAAUAACAAGCCUAUCUUUGAAAUGGUGAA
This is a messenger RNA of Magnolia sinica, 3155 nucleotides long. RefSeq lists its product as uncharacterized. Lineage: Eukaryota; Viridiplantae; Streptophyta; Magnoliopsida; Magnoliales; Magnoliaceae. The transcript is spliced from 5 exons. The coding region runs from base 648 to 2861 and encodes 737 amino acids. Gene Ontology annotation, molecular function: glycosyltransferase activity. The record is from RefSeq and is a predicted model, not a curated record.